Molecule: messenger RNA, 2001 nt
Organism: Diplodia corticola
Lineage: Eukaryota; Fungi; Ascomycota; Dothideomycetes; Botryosphaeriales; Botryosphaeriaceae
Product: fre family ferric-chelate reductase
Exons: 6
Coding region: 1-2001 (666 amino acids)
Biological process (GO): iron ion transport; intracellular iron ion homeostasis; copper ion import
Cellular component (GO): plasma membrane
Molecular function (GO): ferric-chelate reductase activity
Source: RefSeq, a predicted model, not a curated record
AUGGCCGAUCCUGAGCGCAAUAGUACCGAACAGGUCUCUGAACCAGUUCUUCUCAGCCGUGCGUACUUUGAGAGGUCCUACGAGAGCUAUAGAUUGAAGUUGGAGUCGAGUCCACGGAGCCGACGGUUUGGCUGGGCUCUUGAUUGCUAUUGGGGCGGCAUAGUCCUCUUGGGAAUCUUGAAAGCCUGCUUUGGUACCUUCGCCGACCGACGUACGUCUGCUACCAGAGGAGACAUUGAACAUUCGGGGUCCGUGACCACCAAGUCAAGAAAACCAUUGGCUCCGUUUGUCGAGGUAUGCUUCUGGCUCAAAACCCAUAUCUUCGUCCCUGCGACUAUCGGAACACGAUGUCAGAGACGAUUACUCGAGUGCACGAUACCCAAGCGUUCUGUUUCGAUGCCGAUCAUGGCGUUCUGGUGUCUCUGUAUUGUCUUGGGGGUUGUCGGUUAUCCUACAAUAGCUAACAACACACUCACACCGAACAUCCACCAGUACAUUUGGAAUGCGGUCGCUGUGCGGUGUGGCUACAUGGCAUACUCUCUCUUACCUUGGGUGUGGAUGUUUGCACAGAGAAACAACAUAUUCAUCUGGGCUACCGGGUGGAGCUAUGCGACUUUCAGCGCUUUCCAUCGCCACUGUGCAAGAGCGGCGACCAUCUUCUCCAUCGUACAUGGCAUCUCAUACUCGGUCGUGUACGCGCAGUAUAAGCUCACGUAUCAAACCUCCUUGGCGAAGAAUUGGUUCCGGUUCGGCAUAGUGUCAGUAAUUCUCAUGUCCUUACUGGUUGCCUCUUCUGCAGGCUACCUCCGGGUCCGUUACUACGACUCGUUCCUCGUGGUGCACAUCUGUUUCUGUAUAGUACUGCUAUACUCACUUUUCUUCCACACUUCAAAGUUCACCGACGGCGAAUACAACGUCUAUCUUUGGCCGCUUGUAGCCAUCUGGUCUUUCGACCGUCUUCUCCGCAUCGCACGCAUCUUCUACUGUAAUUUUCGGGUCAACUUUCGCGAGGACGGAGCUGUAUCACCUGUCCAUUCGGCAACUGUGCGCUACGACACUUCCAGCGAUGUCAUCCGCAUCGACAUGCAGCCCGGUCCAUGGCUCAAGCCCGCGCCAGGCCAAUACUAUCACUUGUAUCAGCCCUUUGUUCCAUUCGGCUGGUGGGAAAACCACCCUUUCUCUCUGGCCGCCUACCAGCAGCCGCCUCCCUCGCCAGUCGAGCAAGCCGGCACUACACCAUCCAGUGCCGCCGCCGCAUCAUCCACAUCCUCCUCCUCCUCCUCCACCACCACCCACUCCUCACCCAACGCCACCACCACCUUCACCUUCUGGAUCCGCCCCCACACCGGCUGGACCCGCCGCCUCCGCAACCAAUGCCUCGCCUCCCCCUCCCCCUCCAACAACACCAUCUCCCCGCGCCCUCUCCUCCUCCUCGAAGGCCCAUACGGCCACCCCCACCCGCCCCUACUACGACUCCUACACUCCUAUUCCUCCUCGUCCUCCGCCGCCACCCCCACCACCAUCACAUUCCUCGUCGGCGGCACGGGCAUCGCCGCCGCCGCGCCGUACAUCCUCGCCUUCGCGUCGUCACGCUCUGCCAGCAUCAAGCUCGUAUGGGCCGCCCGGCACGCGGCAUUUCUGCGCGACGUGUGUCGGAACGAGUUGGCGGGAGCGUUGCGGCUGGGCCAGAGCGGGGAUCAGGGGGCGAAAAACGUAGAGGCGGUGUUGUUUGCCACGGGGGCGGGGGCGGAAGAGGAGGAGGAGGAGGAGGAGGAGGAGGAGGAUGCUGCGGGGGAGGUCGCGGUCAGGCGCGGGCGGCCGGAUGUGGGCCGUGUUGUUGCGGAGGCGGCGGAGGCGGCGGCGGCGGAGGGUGAUGGAAGGGCUGUGGUGUUUGUUUGCGGGCCGGCGGGUAUGGCGGAUGAGGCGCGGGAGGCGGUGCGGGGGGAGAUGAGGAGAGGGUGUCGCCGGAUUGAGUAUGUGGAGGAGUGUUUUGGGUGGUAG